This is a messenger RNA of Vidua macroura (Pin-tailed whydah), 1824 nucleotides long. It is a transcript of the gene NAT8, whose product is annotated as N-acetyltransferase 8 (putative). Gene Ontology annotation, molecular function: N-acetyltransferase activity. NCBI's taxonomy places the organism in Eukaryota, Metazoa, Chordata, Aves, Passeriformes, Viduidae. The record is from RefSeq and is a predicted model, not a curated record. The transcript is spliced from 2 exons. The coding region runs from base 790 to 1449 and encodes 219 amino acids.
AAAGGGGUUGGGGUGUCCUGAAGGACGGGGGGCUGUGCCCCGCUGAUGCCACCAUGUCCCCCGCGGGGCAGGUGGCUGCUGCAGGGACCCCCCUCCCCAAAUUAAGGGCUGUCCCCGGGACCCCCGUGACGCCCCCCGGGGAGGCUCCGGCACGGGGCUGGGGGGGCGAUCACCACCAUGGGGACCCCCCCAUCCCCCUGGGGUCACCCUGGGCAUGGCCUGGGGGUCCCCAAACUGCACCCCCGCCCCACUUCACCGUAGCCAUCCACUGCUGCCCCAUCGCGGGGAUUUGGGGGGGCGACGGGGGUCCCGUGCAGUGUCCCCCUCCCCCCGCCCGGGACUCCCCCAAAUCCCCCCUCGGUCACCCCAGAACUUUCCGCCAUCGCUUUAAGGCACCGUCGGCAGGGGCAGCGCUUCCCGCUCGGCGCCUGCGCUCGCCGCGCCGCCCGAGCCUCCGCCGGCCUGGCCACGGCACGAAUUGGGGGUGUCCCCCCCCCCCCCCCACCACGUACUGCCACCGGAGCCCCCCCAAAACCUGCCCGACCCCCCCACUCUAAGCGCCGCAGAACGAUGGGCUGAACGCAUCCGGCGUCUUCCAGGCACAGGCCGGGCUGCGGGGUGCGGGAAACAAAGACACCCCCCCCCCAAAAAAAGCCCCUCGGCGCGGGGCUGGGGGGGUCACCGAGCCCCCCACGGGCGCUGAGGGACCCCCCCGGUUUGCCCCGAGGAGCCGCAGAGCCGCCGGUCCCGCUUUGAGGAGCGACAGCGCCGGGAGCAGCAGGUGCCCCCAUGGCGUCGUUCCGCAUCCGGCAGUACCAGGAGCAGGACUACGAGGCCGUGCGGGCGCUGUUCGCCCGCGGCAUCCUGGAGCACGCUCCGGCCGGCUUCCGGCAGGUGCUGCGGGCGGCGCGGGUGCGCCUGGCGCUGCUGGCCGUGUUCGUGGCCGCGCGGGCGGCCGCCGGCUCCUGGGUGCUGGGGCUGGGCGCGGUGGCGCUGGCGCUGGUGCUGCUCUGGGUGCUGGUGCGCUCGCUCAGCGCCGAGUACGUGCGCGAGGCGCUGGGCACCGACCUGUGCGACGUGCCCGGCACGUACCUGCGCCCGCCCGACCGCCGCUUCUGGGUGGCCGAGGAGGGCGGCGCCGUGGCGGGCAUGGUGGCGGCGGUGCCCGCGGGCCGCGGCGAGCUGGAGCUGAAGAGGAUGUCGGUGAGCCGGGAGCACCGCGGCCGCGGGCUGGCGCGGGCGCUGUGCCGGGAGGUGCUGGCGUUCGCCCGCGCCCGCGGGUACGGCGCCGUGGUGCUCAGCACCUCCAUGGUGCAGGUGGCGGCGCAGCGGCUCUACGAGGGGCAGGGCUUCCGCAGGGUGGGCACCUCGUACCCCUCGCUGCUGGGCACCUUGCUGAACUUCCAGAUCUUUCACUACCGCUGUGACCUGGGGGACGCCCAUAAGUAGGGCCCGGGCGGCGCCGCGCGGAGGGUCCGGCGCGGCGCCCCAAAGCUGGCACGCGGCGCCGUGAGCCCGGGACGUGAGGCGUCGCCGUGGCACCCGAACCCUGGCACCGCCGCUGCCCGCGAUCCCUGGCACUGCUAUGGCACCCCAAACCCGGCCCCGGGACGCGACCCCGUCGCUCCGACCCCAGUCCUGGCACAGCAGCACUGGCACAGCGCCACGAUCACAGGACGUGAAGCAGCACCGUGGCACCACGGCCUGGCGCUGCCCUGGCACCCUGGCCUGGCGCUGCCCUGGCACCCUGGCCUGGCACUGCCCUGGCACUGUGACACCAGGACAUGUGGCACUGCCCUGGCACCCCAGCCUGGCACUGCCCUG